AAUGUUGUAUCGCAUGGCACGCAGGGAAAUCGGUGUUGCACGCAUGUGCUGCGCUGCUGCCGAAAACGCGCCAAAAGAAAUUAAUAACAAGCCGCGUAGAGGAAACGAAAAAUAUGGCUUCAAACAGGGUCCCUUUGGAGUCGAGAAAUCUGCCGUGGGUAGAAAAAUACAGGCCACAGAAGCUUGAUGAUUUAAUAUCGCACCAGGAUAUUCUUAGUACAAUUCAGCGCUUUAUCAAAGAAGACAGACUUCCACAUUUGCUAUUCUACGGUCCUCCCGGGACUGGAAAGACAUCUACGAUUCUGGCAUGCGCAAAACAAUUAUAUAAGGAUAAAGAAUUUAAUUCCAUGGUUUUGGAGCUAAAUGCUUCUGAUGACAGAGGUAUAGAUGUAGUACGGGGACCUAUUUUGAGCUUUGCAAGCACCAGAACAAUCUUCAAAAAAGGCUUUAAAUUGGUCAUAUUAGAUGAAGCAGAUGCCAUGACUCAAGAUGCCCAAAAUGCUUUAAGAAGAGUGAUCGAGAAGUUUACAGAGAAUACAAGAUUCUGUUUAAUCUGCAACUAUCUUUCGAAGAUCAUUCCAGCAUUGCAGUCUCGGUGCACAAGGUUCAGGUUUGGCCCACUUUCCCAGGAACAGAUGGUCCCCAGACUGGAAUAUGUCAUAGCACAGGAGAAUGUUAAUACAAGUCCAGAUGGGUUGAAGGCUCUUGUGAAUCUGUCAUCGGGUGAUAUGCGACGAUCUCUAAAUAUUUUACAGAGUACCCAUAUGGCAUAUGAAGUAGUUACUGAAGAAACAGUCUAUAUGUGUACUGGUCAUCCUCUGAAGUCUGAUAUUGCUAACAUUCUGGACUGGAUGCUAAACAAAGACUUCACAACGGCAUACAACAACAUUAUGGAACUUAAAACGGUGAAAGGUUUGGCUCUGCAUGACAUUCUAACAGAGAUUCAUCUCCUGGUACACAGAGUUGACUUUCCAGCUUCGGUGCGAAUUCAUUUGCUUGUCAAGUUGGCAGACACUGAAUACAGACUGGCUUCUGGAACAAGUGAGAAAAUCCAGCUGAGCUCAAUGAUUGCAGCAUUUCAAGUGGCCAGAGAUAUGGUGGUAGCUGAAGCCUGAUUGUUUGUUGGAAACAUAGAUGAUUGGAAUAAAUAAAAGUCCAUAAGCAAAGUUCAAAGGACAAGGAAAGGCAAGAGCCAUGAGGUGGUGACUUUAUGAAAUUGCAGUUGUAUUCAUGUGCAGAAUCCAUAGUAUGGGUGACAAAUGUCUGAGAUGUGGGGAAAAAAAAUAAGAUCCAUUUCAACAUGAAGAGCUUUAAGAGUGAGAAUAACGCUGCCACAACUAAGGACGGGUAACAAAAUCUGCAAACAGUAUUACUUCAUUGUUUUAUAUAUGAUCACCAAAAGUCAACUGUUUUUCUUACUAUAGUGAAAUUAUUUGCACAAUUGCAAAAAUUGGCAUCUCUUAUUGUUAUGAAGUCAUCUGUGUCUAUUUACUGUGUGGUAAAUAGUGAAAUAAGUUCAGUCCAUCCAUUAAUAAACCCACUUAAUCCA
Messenger RNA from Polypterus senegalus (gray bichir), 1549 nucleotides. RefSeq names its product replication factor C (activator 1) 5 (gene rfc5). The record is from RefSeq and is a predicted model, not a curated record. Gene Ontology annotation, biological process: DNA-templated DNA replication; DNA repair. NCBI's taxonomy places the organism in Eukaryota, Metazoa, Chordata, Cladistia, Polypteriformes, Polypteridae. The coding region runs from base 114 to 1115 and encodes 333 amino acids. Gene Ontology annotation, molecular function: DNA binding; ATP binding; ATP hydrolysis activity. Gene Ontology annotation, cellular component: DNA replication factor C complex; nucleus. The transcript has 12 exons.